Molecule: messenger RNA, 1613 nt
Organism: Tarenaya hassleriana
Lineage: Eukaryota; Viridiplantae; Streptophyta; Magnoliopsida; Brassicales; Cleomaceae
Product: 8-amino-7-oxononanoate synthase
Exons: 11
Coding region: 133-1560 (475 amino acids)
Biological process (GO): biosynthetic process
Molecular function (GO): pyridoxal phosphate binding
Source: RefSeq, a predicted model, not a curated record
UUGAACUACUCGAGCAGCAGGAACUUUCAGUCUUCUGCUCUCCCACCUGCCUCGGAGGCUCUCUUUGAAAGUUUCUCUAAAGCAUUGUUGUCCGUACGAUUUCUGCGAUCAAGUUUCUUGUGAACUCCGACGAUGGCAGAGAAUUCGUGGGACAAAUGGGUGGAAAGGGCAGUGCAAGUGCUUGAAUCCCGAAAAAUACUUCGAUCUUUGAGACCCUUAUCUCUUGCUAAGCAAAAUGAGGAUGAACGGGUGGAAACUAGAGGCAAUGAAGGGGAUGACUACGAAGUGUUCGACGGAAUGUGUCAAUGGGAUCGGGCUUCUGUUGAAGUGUCUGUCUCAAGACCCACGUUUCAGAAAUGGCUUCACGACGUGCCCAGCAAUGGAGAGGAGAUUCUUGAUCAAGGUGUUUUAGGCGAUGGUGGAAAAGGGCUCUUCAAGAAGCUGCUAUUGUUCUCAGGGAAUGAUUAUUUGGGUUUGAGCUCACAUCCCACAAUAGCUAAUGCUCUUGCAAAUGCAGCCCAGGAGCAUGGGAUGGGGCCAAGGGGUUCUGCUUUAAUAUGUGGCUACACCACUUAUCAUCGUUUGCUUGAGUCCAGCUUGGCAGAGCUGAAGAAGAAGGAGGAUUGCCUUCUUUGUCCUACUGGAUUUGCAGCCAAUAUGGCAUUGUUGGUGGCAAUUGGAAGUGUUGCUUCACUCUUGCCUCCCAGUGGCAAACCAUUGGGGGAUGAAAAAGUCGCAAUUUUUUCUGAUGCACUGAAUCACGCUUCAAUAAUCGAUGGAAUUCGUCUUGCUGAAAGACAAGGAAAUGUUGAAGUUUUCGUUUAUCGACACUGUGAUAUGCCUCACCUUAGCUCAUUACUAUCAAGUUGCAAAAUGAAGAAAAAGGUUGUGGUCACUGAUAGCUUAUUUAGUAUGGACGGUGAUUUUGCACCAAUGGCAGAGCUCUCUAGGCUUCGGAAGAAACAUGGGUUUUUACUAGUCAUUGAUGAUGCCCAUGGGACAUUUGUUUGUGGAGAAAAUGGUGGUGGAGUUGCAGAGGCAUUUAACUGUGAGAAUGAUGUAGACUUAUGUGUAGGCACUUUGAGCAAGGCAGCCGGCUGUCUGGGUGGGUUCAUAGCUUGCAGCAAAAGGUGGAAGAGACUCAUCCAAUCAAGAGGUCGAUCCUUCAUAUUCUCAACAGCUAUACCAGUUCCAAUGGCUGCUGCUGCUUAUGCUGCGAUUGUAGUGGCAAGGAAGGAGAAAUGGCGUAGAAGAGCGGGAUGGGACCGUGUCAAAGAGUUUAAGGCUUUAUCUGGUGUCCAUAUCUCAAGCCCCAUCAUCUCCCUCAUCGUAGGUGAUGAAAACAAAGCCCUUCAAGCUAGCCGGUAUCUACUAAGAUCAGGUUUUCACGUAAUGGCGAUCAGACCGCCCACGGUGCCACCAAAUUCUUGCAGGUUGAGAGUGACACUGAGUGCAGGGCAUACAGAAGAGGAUGUGAAGAAGCUGGUUUCUUCACUUUCUUCCUGUUUGGACUUUGGAGAUACCACCAUUUCCCCUUCCUAUAUCUUUGCCAAGCUCUGACUCUCUUUUUCAUUUGGUUCUCAAACAUUAAACAACAACAAAAAAACACCUUU